AUGCCGGCUGUCCGCCAGAACCUGGGCCCGCUGAUUGUGACGGAGAGCAGGAAGAGCUGGAAGGAUGCGCUGGGCAAGGUGAACUAUGCGGCAAGCUUUGUGGACUGGUUCGUUGAGGAGGCUCUUCGGACCAACGGGAUCAUCGUCCCCAGCUCUACCCCUGCCGUCAGAAAUCUUGUCAUCAAACAGCCCAUUGGUGUCGUUGCUGCUCUAUGUCCCUGGAACUUCCCGGCGGCUAAUAUCACCCGCAAGGUUGCGCGCACUGCGUGCACAAUACGACCUCCAGCAAUGGCACCUCAAGCGGCCCGACUUCCUCGCCCGCCGCCCCCACCACUUGGGCUCCAACUCGGCGACCCAGACCGAGCCCCGCAACAGCAGCAGCGGGGCAAGGAGAAGCCGGGGACGUCGUCCCGGACACGUUCCGUGCCCCUCCUCCCAGUGGUCGCCGGCUCCGCGACCAGUCCUAGCCUCUGGGAGAUGUAG
Messenger RNA from Puccinia triticina, 483 nucleotides. RefSeq lists its product as uncharacterized. Gene Ontology annotation, molecular function: succinate-semialdehyde dehydrogenase (NAD+) activity. The record is from RefSeq and is a predicted model, not a curated record. The transcript is spliced from 2 exons. Bases 1 to 483 code for a protein of 160 amino acids. Lineage: Eukaryota; Fungi; Basidiomycota; Pucciniomycetes; Pucciniales; Pucciniaceae.